Messenger RNA from Ogataea polymorpha, 692 nucleotides. RefSeq lists its product as uncharacterized. The record is from RefSeq and is a predicted model, not a curated record. Bases 33 to 659 code for a protein of 208 amino acids. The transcript has a single exon. Gene Ontology annotation, biological process: proteasome assembly. Lineage: Eukaryota; Fungi; Ascomycota; Pichiomycetes; Pichiales; Pichiaceae.
ACGACGCGCUGUUGCAAAUUGCGCCCUCCAAAAUGGUGUCCUCGAUCAGGGUCAGCUUUCCAGAGCUGGAAGAGCAGGACGAGGCCGAAGAAUUCGACGACGACGAGCAGCUGUACAAGUCGUCCAAGGCGGUGCUGGCACAACAGGACUCCAAGACCAUCGAACUGCACCAAACCACGCUCAACAACCAGAACAUAAACUUCCUGCUUGUUCCUGUGUUCAGAAGUAAGCUCAUUUACAAUCUUUUUGCGUCCACAUUGUUCCAGCAUUUUGCCAUUUCGAAGCUCUUGUGUUUUGCAACCAGCGAGCUCAGCGGACUGCACACACUCAACAAGCUUGUGUCGCAAAAUUACAGACUGCCGGAAAAACCGCUGCUGCUGAAACAGGUGCCUGACAUGCAGCCGCCAAACUUCAUCACGGGCGCUGCCGGAGCCCUGGUGUCGCACGCAAACAUCUACAACGUGGAGGUGGCAGCCAUUGCAGUUUCUGCAGAGGGCGCAUUCCAGCUCGAUAUGGAGAAAUUUGACAUUUCCGGGCUGGUGGAUCUGGCUGUCAUAGUGGACGACUACCUGGGUCUCAAAGGAGACUACGUCCAAAUUGUCAAGGAGCUCGCAAAGGUGAAAAAAGCGAGUAGUGGCAGCAACGCGUUGUAUAUAUAGUGUAGCGGCCGGAUUGAGAGCGAUUACCCUACC